AAGAAUGACCAUAAUUAUUAAUUGCUUAUCAAGAAAUUAUGAUUCAGCAAGAGAAAUGUGAUAUUACUUUUAAGUAUCAAAAGGGUUAUAUCUGGAACCAUCUCACACAAUAUAAUAUUUCAUUUAAUUCUGAAAUGUAACAUAUUCCAGUGGUUUUAUUAUCGAUGUUGCAAAGCAUUUUCGCAUGAAAUUCGUUUUUCACUCUGAGGGAAAGACGGGUAUGGGGUCUUGUAAUCGUCGUGCCCACACCCUUCCCACAAUGCAAUGGGAGCCCCGGCUCCGCGUAGACGUUGCAGCAUAUUAUGGGUUAGUAAUGGUGGGCGCGUGAUUUUGAACAAACAGCGUCGAUCAGAAGAGCUGGAGUUCAGCAGCCUUAUUUUCCGUUCCCAGUAUUUUUCAACUAUUUGUGGGAAGACGACUCUCUACUCUGACUGCUGCCCAUGGAUGGAGGAACAUCACAGGAUUCAACACAACCUUCUGUGACCAAACCCAACAUGGAGGGCGUUAGCACCAGUGGCGGUAUAGACCUGGGACAGGAUGUGUUGGGAUCACUGACAACAGAACAGGACCUACUUGCCCUGUCCACGGAGGCCCUGAUCAGUUCCGUGUCUGUGGACUCUGGACAGCUGCAGACGGACCCCAUGACACAGCUGUCAGCUGAACAGGUGUCCAGCAUCCUCGGGGAACAGACGCAAACUGUGGCAGACCUGCCCGAUACGUCGACCUUAGAUGCAGCGGUGGUUAACCAGCAGGCCGACCUACAGGUGGUUACCCAGCAAGGGACGGUGCCUCAACCACUCCUGGUCCAGUCAGCUAGUGCACAGCCUGUGGUGGCUCAGAGUAUAGGUCAGCUGACGGUGUCCCAAGCCUUACAGACUGUAUCGGCCGUGGGGAUGGGGGGGAACACCGUGAUGCUUGCUCCUGCGUCCAGUAUGACCAUGACAGCACAGUCCUCACAGCAGCCCGUACGCACAGUACAGGCAGUCCUGAAGAGGCCAGCUUCAAGUACAGGACCUCCUGUCAUUACCAAGGUGAUCAUAACUAAGACAGCGUCAGGCCAUGCCAUCGCCACGACAACUGUGGUGACAACAGCGACAACUCCGCAGCAGGUAGUGACUCAGGCCACGCUCCAGUCCCCCACAAAAGUCCUGCCAGCGUCACCCAUCAGCAUGGCACCAGGCACCCCGGUUAAGGCACAGCCUCCACCCAAUAAAGUUCCCAUUUCUCCACUCAAGACACCAACAAAGGUGACAGUGGUCCCAGUGAGUAUAACCUCCCCUCCGAAGCGGAUAGCUCCUGCCCCGGUGGUGGCUACUACUGGAGCAGUGUCCGGCAGUGGUCCAGUGGUGGUCACUCUGUCCAAGGUCCUCCCUGGGACUACCACACACAUCAUGUCCCCAACCAAACUGGCCAUCAGGCCAGCCACUAUGGUAAGCACGGCCAAACCAGGUGGCACACCUGUGCAGGUGCAGCAGCCGGUACAGAGUAUCCGGCUGGCGACCCCGCCCAACGUGCAGCAGAUCCACGUGCCGGGCUCCAAGUUCCAGUACGUCCGACUGGUCACCACUACCACAGCAGCACCCAGCCUGACCUCCAAUCCAUCAGUUAUGAGCAAGCCGAAUGUGGUGACAGCUGGACAAAUAAACAGGACAGUGGCCAUCGCACCUGCCACCACCUCUACAGCAGCUGUCCAGCCGAAACAGGUGAUCCAGACCAUCCAGAUGAAGCCUGCCAACGUUCCCAUAGCUCCUGCUCCGAUCCAGUCCAAGCCCCUGACAGGACAGGUCCCAGUGUCUGUAGCCAUGCCACAACAGAGAAUCAUCAUGCCUGCAACCAGCUUCCAACAGAUUCGCCCCAACCAGCUGACCUCCGUGCCCAACAUAUCCCAGCUGCCACCUGGCACCUUUCUCGUAUCGAACCAAGGAGCCAAUCAGCAGGGAGGAGGCAUGCAGACCGCGUACGCUGUGGUUCCUGCACAGUACGUCCAACAGGUAUCGCAACAGCCCAGCACCACCACUAGUUAUGUUCCCAUCACAACAAACAACUUCCAAGCCACCACAGCCACCCAGCCUCGUCAACAAGUCAACGGCACACUGAACACAGAGCAGGUUGGGACCAGGCCACGUAAGCCUUGUAACUGCACAAAGUCACAAUGUCUGAAACUGUACUGUGACUGUUUUGCUAACGGGGAGUUCUGCAACAACUGCAACUGUAAUAACUGUUUCAACAAUCUGGAACACGAGGCUGAGAGGGCAAAGUCCAUCAAGGCCUGUCUGGAGAGGAACCCGUAUGCAUUCCACCCCAAGAUUGGUAAGGGGAAGGAGGGGGAGGGGGACAGGAGGCACAACAAGGGCUGCAACUGCAAGAGAUCCGGCUGUCUCAAGAACUACUGCGAAUGUUACGAAGCUAAAAUCAUGUGCAGCAGCAUUUGCAAGUGUGUGGGCUGUAAGAACUUUGAGGAGAGUCCUGAGCGCAAGACGCUGAUGCACCUGGCAGAUGCUGCGGAGGUCAGAGUUCAGCAACAGACGGCGGCCAAGACCAAACUGUCCUCCCAGAUACAGGACAUCCCGGCCAGACCACCCGCAGUAAACACUGCUGGGGAGAGGCUCCCGUUCUCGUUUGUGACCCGAGACGUUGCAGAGGCCACGUGUUCCUGCCUGUUGGCACAAGCGGAGGAAGCGGAGAAGGCAAACUGCUCGCCCGCCAUGAUGGAACGGAUGGUCCUGGAGGAGUUCGGCAGAUGUCUGCUGCAGAUCAUCCACUCUGCCGGCAAAACUAGAGCUCCUAACAAUCAAUGAAGCACAACAGAGAAUCGAACUUCACAGAAGAUCAUCUACAAACUACAACAUUGUAUAUAAGCUGCCAGAUGAAGAGAAGACUGAUUUUACUUUCCGAAGGUGCCGUGUAUAUACGAAAAGUUCUUGGCAUAUGUAGCCCAAGCACUAAGAUUAAAUACAUAUAGCAUGGUAGAAAAUACCUAAAAAUUUAUUGAACGUAGUAGCCACUUCAACAGCAAGUCCUUCACCAUACAUAGAUAGGUGGUAUAUUUUUGUUGUUUUAUAUUAAUUCAUAACUCUGUCAUUCAAAACUUUUUGUUUCUCACACGAAGGGGACCUAAAGCUUUGCUAUUUAUUUCUCUUGGCUGUUUUAUGUUCUUUUCUUGUUUGUUUUGUACCAUAACAGUUGAAAUGAUAAUAUGUAUCAGUACCAUGGAAAGGAAUGGGGCUGUUUAAUUUUACUAACCACGAAUUUUGACUAGAGCAGCAACAGCAACAAAUUUGGAGAGAUGGAUCCCAGUGUAUAUGCUCAAAAGUCCUAUUGGACAAUCAUACCUCGUUGGAAAGAUUUCUUACAUUUACUUUCUACAAUUUAACUCCUUACAUUCCAUUAACUUCUUCCUCAUAUCAAGUUCAACAAAUACUGAAUAAGAAAAAGUGUUACUAAUCACUCAGAGGUAAGUUUCAUGAUAGUUUGAAGUAGUGGUACCCUUCAGAAAAUUAAAGAAAGCAUUGCAGUAUGAAAUGGAAUAGACAUAGUAAACUUACUAUUUUGAGAGUAUUUCUCAAAAUGUUACUAAACAAUGAAUGACAGACUUUUGUGUAUUUUUGUGGUUUAUGUGUGUUUCGUUUGUAUGUUUGUAAUAAUCAAAUACAAAGGAUUGUUGUAGACACACUGUUUAUAAAAUUUUGUAUAUAUUUUUGUUGUUGUUGAUGUUAUUCCCCCGUGGAUGUUGUUUGUGAGGAUUGUUUAUCGGAAGUGAAAAUGGCACAGAUUUGAAACCCAACUGAAAAGCUAGGAAAAAUAGUAAUGUAAACCUUAAGUGUGUAUAAAGGCAUACAGUUGAAUGAUCAGUGGUUUAUUCUUCAUAUCUCUCUCAAAAACAACAAAGCAUGUUUUUUAUGAUUGCAAUGUAGAUGUCAUCAGGCCAAGUCUUGUAAGAAAAUAUUUGCCAUCCCAAUUUGGUAAAAGUGACCUUUUGCAUGCUCUUUAUUGAUAUUAUUAUUAACAUUAAAUGAGC
This is a messenger RNA of Branchiostoma belcheri (Belcher's lancelet), 4018 nucleotides long. RefSeq names its product protein lin-54 homolog. Lineage: Eukaryota; Metazoa; Chordata; Leptocardii; Amphioxiformes; Branchiostomatidae. The transcript has 16 exons. The record is from RefSeq and is a predicted model, not a curated record. Gene Ontology annotation, biological process: regulation of DNA-templated transcription. Gene Ontology annotation, cellular component: nucleus. Bases 441 to 2798 code for a protein of 785 amino acids.